AUGGGGAUUAGUGAAGGUCGUCUGCAGUUGCGGAAAGAACUGGUCGAGGAACUAAAACGCACCGCGGCCGUUACUGAAGAAGUGCCAAUCGUCAUAGGGGAUGAAUUUAUCAAAGAUGGAGAAGUGCAACACCAAGUCAUGCCUCACGACCACGGCAAGAAGUUGGCAAAGUUCUACUACGCGAGCGAGAAAACUAUUCAAAAAGCUAUUCAGGUGUCUGUGAGUGCUCAAAAGAAAUGGGACCGUACCCCGUUAGAAGAGCGCGUGCGUAUCUGGGAGAAGGCGGCGGAGAUGAUGGCGGGUGCGCAUCGCCAGCGCCUCAACGCCGCCACGAUGCUUGGCCAGUCAAAGUCAGUUGUCCAAGCUGAGAUAGACUCUGCCGCAGAACUCAUUGAUUUCUUCAGGUUCAAUGUGUUCUUUCUUAAGGAAAAUGCAAAAUAUCAACCAAUUUCUGAAAACCCAACAAUUACAAGAAACAGUAUGAGGUUCAGAGGAAUUGAUGGGUUCAUCGCAGCAAUUAGCCCAUUUAAUUUCACUGCAAUUGGAGGUAAUUUAGCAUAUACUCCUGCCCUGAUGGGUAAUGGCGUCCUGUGGAAACCAUCAGAUACAGCUCUUCUUUCUAACUGGAGGAUAUUUAACAUAAUGAGAGAGGCGGGAUUGCCAGCUGGUGUUGUGAACUUUGUGCCUGCUGAUGGGCCCACCUUUGGGCGCACUAUUACUGCAUCACCGGAUCUUGCUGGUGUUAAUUUUACUGGUUCUGUACCAACUUUCAAUUGGCUAUGGAAUGAAGUUGGAAAAAACUUGAACCGUUACAAAAACUAUCCAAGACUGAUUGGAGAAUGUGGAGGAAAAAACUAUCAUUUUGUUCACCCAAGUGCAGAUGCAAGGUCAGUUGUGACUGCCACCAUCCGUUCUUCAUUUGAGUACUGUGGACAGAAGUGCUCUGCUUGCUCCAGAAUGUACAUUCCCAGGUCUCUAUAUGAACCUAUCAAGCAAGGCUUACUUGAGGAGCGAUCCAAAUUGAAAGUAGGAGAUCCAAAUGAUUUCUCCAUAUUUACUGGUGCUGUAAUUGACAACAAGGCUUUUGCCAGAAUUACUGGUUACAUCAAAGGUGCAAAGAACAAUGCAAAAAAUAAAAUUUUGGGAGGUGGGGAGUAUGAUGAUAGCAAAGGCUACUUUGUCCAGCCUACUAUUAUUGAGACGGUGGAUCCUCAUGACAAGCUGAUGACAGAAGAAAUCUUUGGGCCUGUCCUAACAAUGUAUGUGUAUGAAGACCGUGAUGUUAUGAAAGCUCUUGCUUUAGUGGGCUCAUCCACUAAAUUUGCUCUAACAGGAGCGGUGUUUGCGAAUGAUAAGGCCUUCCAGCAGACAGCAUUGGAGGAAUUGAAGACCACAGCUGGCAAUUUCUACAUCAAUGACAAAUCGACCGGCUCUGUGGUUGGACAACAACCAUUCGGUGGUGGGCGGAUGUCUGGAACAAAUGAUAAGGCAGGAGGACCCAACUAUGUCAUGCGCUGGACUUCACCACAGUCUAUCAAGGAAACAUUUGUCCCUCUCAGGGAGAUUGACUACCCUUACAUGAGAGAUUAGGCAUUCAGUUGCUUAUAUUUAUGCUCACCAUUAUGUACUAAGCUACUUGGAGUACAAUAAUAAACCUUAGUUUAAGCAUCAAACAAUAAUAGCUAUAGAAGUAUUGUAGUAAGCAAAAUAUAUCAACUAACCUCUGAUACUAGUGCUGUUGUUAAACUUCAUAUUCAUAAUCUGAUAUUUGAACUAAUGCAUUAGGUAAUAUGUGUAGUAGACAAAAAUGUGUUAAUACAAUUACAUAUAAUUAGAUUUAAUUGAGUUACCUUGUGAUAUAGAAUGAUGGAUGUCAGUUUGUGUGAUGUAAUUGCUCUCCUUUAUGCAGCAGCCCGGUGGGCGGCAGAAGGCGUCGCACACGCGCCGCCAAGCCACAACUGACUUUAUCAAAUGUUAUUUGCGUUGCCCCAGCUUAUCAUUCAAAUGCUCCCUACUCACAGCUUAUAUCUUAUCAGUCCGCUCUCUGAGACAACUGCAUUUAAACAUUUUUCUAUAUUUAUUUUAAAUAUUAACUUGUUAGUGAUUUCUGUUGUAAAUUUUAUGCUUGUUUUAAAUGUUUAAGUUUAUGGAGCACUUGCUCAAUUCUCAAACAACAAUAAUGUUGCUUUAUAUACAUUUUUUAUUAGUCAUCGCUUUAGACAAUUGUUGAAUCCUUAAUAAUUAUGAAAAAUCAAUAAAUAAUGAUAUUGUUUCA
This is a messenger RNA of Papilio polytes (common Mormon), 2275 nucleotides long. It is a transcript of the gene P5CDh1, whose product is annotated as delta-1-pyrroline-5-carboxylate dehydrogenase, mitochondrial. The coding region runs from base 1 to 1590 and encodes 529 amino acids. Gene Ontology annotation, molecular function: L-glutamate gamma-semialdehyde dehydrogenase (NAD+) activity. The transcript has 2 exons. The record is from RefSeq and is a predicted model, not a curated record. NCBI's taxonomy places the organism in Eukaryota, Metazoa, Arthropoda, Insecta, Lepidoptera, Papilionidae. Gene Ontology annotation, cellular component: mitochondrial matrix.